AGAGACAUGCGAAUCUUGUGCCAUAAAGUGAAUUUUUCAGACAGUUUUAAAUAAAUUUCAAUUUUUUGCAAUAGUACAUUUAUAAAGUGAUUUUAUAAACCUUCUAUCUACAAUGAAUGAUCCCAGAUAUAGUCGAUUUCAUUAGAAAAUUUCUUGAUCUCACUUAAACGAAGACAGGAGCUUUUGUGAGUGUUUUUCUAUCUACUUUUCUUCAAGAAAUGUGAAGAGUGCACUCUUCAAUCUGGCCGAAUUAAACGAUAAGAAGGCGUCGCCCAAGACCAGGCACUCUUUGAGGAAGAGCUUCAAGAUCAUCACAAUGUUCAGUAAAUUCUCUAAAGGUUCCGCUGGAGCUGUCAGCGGGAGCCCGCUAGCAGGCGGAGGUGGAAGCGACCCUGGCACUGGUAGUCCUGUAGGAACCAGUGGAGCAGAUGCAGCAAGUGGUUCGAAAAGGGCGAUGACUCCUUCAGGAGGAAGUGGUCCUGCAUCCUCAUCUACAAAUGUAACUCCUACGCAAUCCUUCGUGCCGAGCACUAGCACCAGCGGCGUGGUACAGCGGACUGCGGCUAACGGAUCGACGGCCUCUGGAAGCUCGAGUUCCUACGCCUCAGGAGGCUCGUCACUCUUCAGCAAGCCUAACGGCACUACAUCUUCCACUCCCCAGGCGGGACCCAUCAGUGGAGGCAUGAGUGGCAUGAUGAGCAGUGGUGUGAUGAGUAGCAUGAUGGGCAGCAACAGUAGCGGGCUCCCACCCAUGGAUAAAGGACCUCUUGCCCAACAGUACGAAGUGGGCAAGCUUGUUGCGAGCGGGGGACCGUCAUUUGUAUGGAAGAUCUACGAAGCAUAUCGAAAGUCUGAUGCCAAGGAGGUGUCGGUGUUCAUGUUCGAUAAGCGGAGUGCGGACAAACUGCACAAGCCUCGUCGCAGGGAGACCGUCACUGAGGUCCUCAGACUAGGCAUACGGCACCUGGAACGCUACCGGCACCCCAGACUCUUGCAGGUUGUGGCCGGUCCGGAGGAGACGGCAGACACUCUCUGCUACUACACGGAGCCCAUAUACGCCUCGCUGGCUAACAUCAUCUGCCGCAAUGAAGACAAAGACAAGGAGAAAGACAAGGACAGAGAGAAGGAGAAAAACAACGUCUACAAAGACUACAACUUCAUGGAAGUCGAGAUAAAAUAUGGCAUGCUGCAGAUUACAGAGGCGUUGUCGUUCCUGCACUACACGUCGCGAGUGCUGCAUCGCAACGUCACGCCCACCUCCAUCUUCAUCACCAAGCGCGGCACCUGGAAACUGGCAGCACUCGAGUUUGCCGAAAAACUGAGCGACGGAGAUGACAAGGAGAGCGUGACCGUGCCUUGCUGGACCUCGAGAGCUCCUAAGAUGGCGCAGCCUGACCUCGACUAUAUCGCCCCAGAGGUGCAAUUGAACGCGCGUGCGUCAGUUCACUCGGACAUGUUUUCGCUCGGCCUUUGUUUAGCCGCUGUGUUCAACAACGGCAAGUCGCUCAUCGAGGCUCAGCAUUCUAUUUCUCAGUACACCAAACAGCUCGACACGAUCAGUGACCAAAUCAACACGCUGCUCCCGAAGAUUCCGAUCGGCCUCCACGAAGCUGCCGUCAAACUUGUCAACCGAGAUUCCAACAAACGACCCACGGCCCAACUUUUGGCGCACAUUAAAUUCUUCAACGAUCCUGUGGUGCAGGCCCUGCAGUUCCUCGACGUGAUCAACAUGAAGGAUCCGAACCAAAAAGGAACGUUCUACCGCACUACGCUCAUCCAAGUCUUGCCUCACACGCCCAAAAAACUCUGGUUCCUGCACAUUUGGCCGUCAUUGCAACAAGAAAUGCGAACACAAGAAGUGCUCGCUGCCGUCUUGCAGCCCGUGCUGCACAUUGUGUCCAAGAUAUCCAGCGAUGAAUACCAGCACAUUGUGUUGCCACAUUUCAGAGGUGUUUUCAACCAACCAAAAACAAUACAAGCAUCGGUAACGCUCCUGGAAAACCUGCACAUCAUUCUUGAGAAAACUCCGCCAGAAGAUAUAGACACAGACCUCCUGCCCCUGAUCUACGCAGGGCUGGACUCCAACACCGUGCAAGUCCAGGUUGCGGCGCUUACAGCAGCUACUCACAACUCACAAUUUCUGGGCGUUGAAGAAAUCAAGAUGAAAGUUUUGCCAAGAGCGAAGAACAUUUAUGCACAGAACCCCAAUGACGUUCAUCUUUGCCUCACAGUCUUCAGCUGCCUCGAAAAAAUAUUAGAUAAGCUGGAGCGGUCGUCAAUCAUCGACGACGUGUUACCAAUUCUGUACGACGUUAAGCUUCAGGAUGCUGAAGUUACUGUUAAAGUCGUCAACAUCUACCGGCUAAUGCUGCACGACAAGAAGUUUGGCCUGAGCAUCAACCAGCUGGCGAACCGCGUGCUGCCAUCUCUCUUGCCGUUAACUGUAUAUCCAACUCUGCAGUUAGAGCAUUUCUCAUUUAUUCUCGGCACCAUCUACGAAAUGCUCGAUGUCAUCGAAAAACAGCAACGCAACAAGCUGAAGCUGGACAGCCUGUCUAGUCCGGGCGACAAGCGGAUGCUGCGACACCAGCUCAGCAGCGACAACAUGAACCUGUCGCCCUUCUCAUCAUCGGUGCCUGGCGUCAAGAUCCACGACCCGCGCAUGUCUACGAGCGCUGAAGAUUUCUGGUCCAGGAGAGGCUCAUCAGCGUCUGUUGGUGGUCCGUCCUCGCCAGACUCGCACUUGUUGCGCGUUCAAUCGUCGUUCAUCGGGCGACGUCUCUCUGACAACUCCCUCAUCAUGCCGCCCCGCAUCCACGUGAACCAUUCCUCCUGCUCCUCCCCCGGCGACGGCUCCCUCGGGGCCUUCCCCAUCAGGAGACACUCCAGUUUUGGGGCCGAAAGAAGGGGGUCCACUUGCAUGAAUCUGUCCCCGCCUACGGUAGGGGGGCUGUGCCGAUCCCUGGGCGCUGCGGUAGCGAACACAAGUCGCAGCGUGCCCAUGCUCCUCACGCCUGGAUCCAACGCCUCCAGUCGGCGGCCCUCAACUUGUUCGAUCUCGUCUUUUGGGGGCAUGGACUCCAGAAGGUCCUCCGCAACCUCUAUGGGCUCACCGUCCAUGAAUGCUGCCUUUAACCGAUCUCGGAGGCCGUCGACUCUCAUGUCGAACACCUCUAGCAGCAACCUCCUCCAGCAGUUUUCAUCCGGUGUGGUGAGUACUUAUCAGCUAUUCUCCAGCAAGUAAAACUACGUGGGAUUGCUUCUGUUCAAGCUGCUCAUGGAUCAGUCUUCAGCUUCACCAUGGCCCGUUCUCUCCCAGCAAGUUCGUCGCAGGCGAGCAAUGAGUGGAAUUACUGGCACCAAAUCUAUAUUAUUAAUUACUUUUUUUACACCGCUCUGCGAAACUCUAUCGUGCGGUAGAUAGAUUCACUUGGUAUCCAUUGAAAUGUCCUUAACGAAUUUAUAAUUUAAAAUCAAUCGUCUACAUUUCUCGGUAGACUUUUUCUACGAGAAGAAAGAAUGAAUCAAGAUAUGAAAAAAUCCUUUUUGUGCAUAUCUUCGCAUACGCCACAUUUUGUCGGAAGUGUAGGUAGCUAUUCCCAUUGAAAAAUAAGGAACCUGAAUUUGAUUUGAAGUGCUUUCUCUCAUGUUGCGAACAUUUUAGGAUUUAAACAAAUAUAUCCUCAUCGGUAAUUGGUCAUCAAUUUCAAGGUAGAUUUUUGAGUCAGCUGACGGCAAGCGAUGCAUCAAUUUUCUCUCUUAAAUGAAAGACGAGAUCGCUUUUUCAGCUCAUAAAUAAACAUGUCCUCAAAUAUCUCAUAUUAUAAACAGGCAAAUUGUUUCACUGGAAAUUCUUUCCUUAAGGCAUUCAAAUUCUCACUAUAUGAUAAAUUCUUAGGUAUGAUAUUAAACGUGUCAUUAAAUUUGUGAAACAAAUCAUAUUAAUUCAGUUUCAACGAAACCCAUCUCGGGUUACUGGUGGCUCAGUAAUAUGUACGUCUCAGCUCAUGGUAAACUGAGACAACUUUCAUUCAAUUCCGAGACAAUUGUGCAGCAGAAAUUUUUAUAAUUCAAGAUUUACGAGAUCGAGAAACAUUUUGAAAGCAGUGAGGAAUUGAUACAAAAAUCGUACUAAGUAACCACAUUCAAAAAAUAUUCAUACCGUUUUGAAAGAAUAAGUCAUCAGAUAUUUUGGUCAAUAAAAAAAAUACUCCAAUCAUUAUCUCAAGUAAUUUUGUUUUCAAGAUCAUUUCGUACAAUGAAAUUGACCUAAGAAGUUUAUUUUAACAUCAGACUGAAUGCUAAAAUUAUUCGAAUCUGCCUCAAAAUUCGGAAGUAUUUAUAAUCAUGCAACGAAAAAGUUUUCCUGCGAGCCAUGACAAAGCCUAAAAUAACGUUUUAUUGUGAAAAUUUAGGAUUUCUAGAGACUCCUGAUAUCUCCGUCAUCGUGUGUGUACGAUAGAACAGUGCUUAGUGGAUAUUGCUCGUUUAGAGAAACUUUUAUUUUACGUAUUUUUGUGCGUAGAUUUCACUAAGCUUCUUCUUAUCAAACUCAAUCUGUUUUUUCCGUCUUCAUAUCAUAUGAGCAUCGAUUAUCUUGGAGACAGCAUUAUUAUCAGUGCCAAAUUUUUUUUUCAUUUAACUCUAACUAAUAUCAAAACACAGAGAAAUCGGUUCCGUAACCACCUCGAUAUCAGUUUAUAUUUAAGAUUCCUAAGCCAGGAGUCUGCUCGCUGGCAUUGAAAUGGAUUAUUCCCCGCAGGAUAAACCCCAAGUAUCUUCCAGUAGAACUCAAUGCGUGUGUGGGGAUUCCCAUAUUCUGCUAUAUCAAAGUUCGUGAGGUUAAUAAUCGAAUCUUUUUCUUUGUGUCCGGGUUUACUUUUCAAAGGACGAGAAGCGUGCUGGCAUGCUUCUCGGCCGUCUGUGCCCCUUGAUCCUGCGGGAUAUUCUCUGGUUUUCGUCUCGAACAAUCACAGUUUUGAAUCACACCGUACGCUUCUACAUUAAAAAAAUCACUAAAAUUACUCUUAGCCGCUAUGUGUGUAGAAUUAUUUUAUAAUUGAAGAUCUAUCUUGCACAAUUGAAUCAUUUUUUUUCCUUAUGGUUAAUACAACCUAGAGUUCGACAUUUUUCUACCCGAUUGAGUUGUUUCGUAACAACCCUUAAUUUGAAUCUUAAGAGUCCCGAACUCCUUUUAUAACAAUUGAUUUAUAUAAACGAACUUGCCAUGACUAAUUUAAUUAUUACUCAUUAUUUAGACUGUGUUUUCACAAAUACAGCUCACAUUGAAUAUUAUAGGUGCUGAUCAUUCAUCACUUUCUCGAACGAUUUUCCUAUGGUUGUAUCUAUGCCAGUUGAGAAUGUGAACAGCACUACUGCUAUAAUUUGAACUAGCAAUUGAAAUUUUUCGCCUUAUGUUCAUAAUACUUUAAUACUACGAAGAACUUAAAAUUGCUCUCAAAUUUAGGAUAUAUCGAGUUUUUCGGAUGUUUCAAGUCUAUCGAAGUUGUACAACACCAUAAUUAAUAUAUGGACUGCACAUACAUGUUAUGAUAUUCUGUGAUGUGUUCUGUGUGGUGCUUAGUUGUUUAAUAAGUUACAUGAUCUGUCUUUUGAAGCGUUGCAAAGUAAACAAGAUUAUUAUUUUUGGAUAUUGGAUUAUAUCAUUCACAAGCAUUUAUUAUGAAGUGUUAACUGUGGUAUUAAAAAAAACUAACUUAAUGGUAUAUUUGUGCGAAUUUGGGAUAAGCAACAAGAGAAAUAUGUCUGGAACAGUUAGAUUCGAUUACAAGCAUAUCUGUUCAUUGACGAUAAAAUUGGCUGAAGCAUGAAAAUAAUAAUUAAAACUCUCUUUAUAGUCAAUUUAGUGUGGUACAGCAGUUAUCUUCACUCCGAAUGACGAGGCCUCGGAAUUUGAAAUGCACUGCGUAUAAUAAAUCUAAUCAAUAUGUAUCCUUCUCAUAAAUAUUUCAGUCUUCAUAAAUAUCAGCCGGGGCCUUGCUAGAACAGUUAAUUUACCUUCAGCAUGGCUUAAUGCACUGCACUCACUGGUAAGGUUUAGAGCUUAAAAAUUAUGACUGAUUAGGAUCAGAAAUAAAAACAAGUACUCAUUAUCCAAUUCUUGCAAGAAGAAUACAAAUUUACACAAUUUGAUAACACAGCCGUGGAACAUUCUAUCAAUGGAGUUUUCGCAUAUCUAUUUCUUUUAAGCUCUGUAAAUGUUCAUCAAUAAGAAGCAUGACAGAUGAACUGGGAAAUAAAAUCACAUGAUGUAAAAUUUUAUGUGAAGGGUUUAAAUCCCAAUGAAUUCUUCGAUAUUUUACUAUUUUAUUUUUUUAAAAUACGAGUAUUGACGUGACAAUUUCGUCUAAAUUGGUAUUUUACAAAUAAGUUGACCCACAUCUGACGAAAUCAGCCGAAAAUAGAUGUGUUUUGCCAAAAAUAAAUAAAAAAUAAAUAAAUUUUGGUGUAGCAAAGUUUCACUUGUGCUAGAGAAAUUUUCUAGGGGCUUGCAAUGAACGUAAAACAAUAAAUUUAACACGGAAAUGUUUUGGAUCAUUCGCCAUGGCUAAUGAAGCCCUCUCAUAGAUAAAUUGUUAACCCAUUCGCAACGAGCGAAGUUGGAAGGAAGAAUAUAUAUAAAGCAUAAAAUAAUAUAACAGUAAUGUAGCGUUAACAGUGUUGUAGAAUGGCUGGGGGCCUCGAACUUCCAACUCGCUUCUUCAAUCUUAAAUAUUUUAUUCACUCGAUCAUUCAAAGCUUAGAGUCAAUAAAAUAAUAAAAAUUUGUUUUUAGGUUCUCAUGACGUUCAAAACGUUUUUUGGAGGAUUAUCAUAAAAUUCGAAACCUGAAGUUGACUUAUUGUUUCACAACAUGAAGCUUAGCUUGUGAGUUCACUGUACGUCAUACGUGUUUUAUGAGUGUUCUAGACUGUAUUAACUAUCAAUUCUGUACUAUUUCUGUGACUAUGAAAUGGAAGUGAAUUUAGCUUCUAUAUGCAGUCACUUAACUAAUUUUCAACACAAAUUUCUCACUUAAAUGACUGUAAAGCUGUCUUUCUAUAUGUAUCGUUAGCAAGUUGGUGGUUUUCUUAACUCUGACUCAAACUUUUUAUCGCAAUUUGUCAGUAAUAUUAUAUUCCCCUUAUCCUAAAAUACUUGUAGCUGCAAUAAUAUUUCGAUUACAAUUUGGUAGUCUUCAACCACUACCAGAUUGUAAUCGAAACAUUAAUACAAUAAACCGGUCACGACAAGUAAAAUACAGUAAUUUGAUCAAUUGAUUGAUUUUUCUGACAAGUUUCGGUAGUUAUGCGUCUGUGAGUCAGAUUUCAGAAAGCAUUGUUGUUAUAGAAGUCUUUAUGGUGUUAAUAUAUCCGAGAUUUUAUCGUCAGAGCUAUUGACCUGUACUGUACUAUUCUAUUUAACACAUUGAGAGUAUAUAAUAGAUUAAGCACAUUGUUCGCAUGAUUCUGUCAGUUAAUUUUCGUACCAUUUGUUCACAUUAUUGUGAAGUUUUUGAAUAAUUUGAAAAAUUACUUAACAUAUUAAUUUUAAAAUUCGAGCGUUGCUUCCGAAUAUUACUUAUUUUCCGAAUUACACGAAGCGUUAUUAAGCUACUCAGUUUACAAUGGUUUUUCGUUUUUUUUCUUUUUAAUGUCAAUUUCUUUAAGGGGACAUUUCUCUCACUGUCUUUCUUUAGUAGUCAUUAUAAUCAACCUCUUGAAGAAUGAUUAUAUUUCAGGUUCUUCUUUGCAGAAGGAAGUUCUCGAGUCUGUUGUAUUUUAAUAAAUCUAAAUCAUUUUUUCUUGACAAUUUUAUGAUUUCUUUCUUUGUUGCUCAAAUUUUCAACUUGAACACAUACUACAACCUCUGUACUUGCAAUGUUUUUCUUAAUCCAUCUAAAAAUCAAUCUUUGCUAGAA
Messenger RNA from Hyalella azteca, 7920 nucleotides. RefSeq names its product SCY1-like protein 2 (gene bma). The record is from RefSeq and is a predicted model, not a curated record. The coding region runs from base 317 to 3244 and encodes 975 amino acids. Lineage: Eukaryota; Metazoa; Arthropoda; Malacostraca; Amphipoda; Hyalellidae. Gene Ontology annotation, molecular function: protein kinase activity; ATP binding. The transcript has 19 exons. Gene Ontology annotation, biological process: protein phosphorylation.